Astyanax mexicanus (Mexican tetra) is the source of this 1938-nucleotide messenger RNA. RefSeq names its product phospholipid phosphatase related 1 (gene plppr1). The transcript is spliced from 8 exons. Gene Ontology annotation, molecular function: phosphatidate phosphatase activity. NCBI's taxonomy places the organism in Eukaryota, Metazoa, Chordata, Actinopteri, Characiformes, Acestrorhamphidae. Gene Ontology annotation, biological process: signal transduction; phospholipid metabolic process; phospholipid dephosphorylation. Bases 242 to 1216 code for a protein of 324 amino acids. The record is from RefSeq and is a predicted model, not a curated record.
CGCCUGAAUCAACUCCGCUAGCAUCAGCGAUAGCCGCCACUAAACGUUAAUCACGGAGAUAUCUAACACCCAGGCAGCGCGGACUGCGGCGCCUCCGCGGCGUGAUGGACUAGCCUGACCGACCGGACGCGUCUUUCUCUGCCUUUUUCGCUUUCUUCCAUGGGUUUUUACCUUUUAUCGGAGUGGAGCCUCCGUCAACUGCGGCGACUAUCAACGAUAGGACUGUGAUCGAGUUGUGGAAAUGGCGUCGAACAACACGCAGCGCAGCUAUUCCAUCAUACCAUGCUUCAUAUUUGUGGAGUUAGUCAUCAUGGCAGGCACGGUGCUGCUGGCCUACUACUUUGAGUGCACAAACACAUUCGGAAUCCACGUCCAGGGCUUCUUCUGUAACGAUGCAGACCUGAUGAAGCCGUACCCCGGAGCAGAGGAGAGCAGCUUCAUCCCUCCGCUCGUCCUUUACUGCGUGGUGGCUGCAGUUCCCACCGCCAUCAUCUUUAUUGGGGAGAUCUCCAUGUACGUAAUGAAGUCCACCAGAGAGGCUCUCAUUGCCCAGGAGAAAACCAUCGUUACUGGGGAGUGCUGCUACCUGAAUCCGCUCAUUCGCAGGAUCAUCAGGUUUAUUGGUGUCUUCGCAUUUGGCCUGUUUGCGACAGACAUCUUUGUGAAUGCUGGUCAGGUGGUGACGGGCAAUCUGGCUCCCUACUUCCUCACCGUCUGCAAGCCAAAUUACACAGGCAUGGAAUGCCGCUUCAACCACCAGUUCAUCUCCAACGGCAACAUCUGCACGGGGAACCAGGUGGUGGUGGAGAGAGCCAGGAGAUCCUUCCCUUCCAAAGACGCUUCACUCAGUGUCUACUCCGCUGUCUAUGUCACUAUGUACAUCACAAGCACCAUCAAGACGAAGAGCAGUCGUCUGGCUAAGCCUGUGCUGUGCUUGGGCACGCUGUGUGCAGCUUUUCUCACCGGCCUCAACCGCGUGUCCGAGUACCGCAACCACUGCUCGGACGUCAUCGCCGGAUUCAUCCUGGGAAGCUCUGUGGCUCUUUUCCUGGGACUGUGUGUGGUGAAUAACUUCAGAGGAGCCCACUCGACUCCUGCUAAACAGAAGACGGAGGAUUACCGUGGCCUCCCGCUGAUGACGUUUCCCCGCGUGGAGAGUCCUCUUGAGACCCUCAGCGCACAGAACCAUUCGGCGUCAAUGACUGAGGUCACUUGACUAAGGGGGCAGCACCGGGUCACCUUCGCUUCACCUCAACACUUCUAGGCACAAGAUGUUUUUGUACUGUCGCAUACUGUAUAAAAAAAAGAAAAGAAAUGAAGAAAUAAUAGUAUUAUGUUGUUCCGAGUUCUAGGCAGAUGUUUUGUACAUUUUGUAAAAGACAGUGCUGUAGCUUCUUCCCCUUCUGUUAUCUUCUCUGAUCGAUCGAACGGUUGGUCACAUGUCAGGAGUUCCACCUUUCUUGUCAUGUUUUACAUCACAAAUUAUGUCAGAUACUGUCUAUAUAUAUGAUGUUAUUGAAAUAUCGAUGUUGUUCUGUGGUAUUUGUACAAAGGAUUUUAUUUUAUGCUGAUUUCUUUUCCUGUAAAUUUUUUGAACAAAGAUCAUGUUUUUGUAUUAUUUUUGUUAUCUGUAUAAAACAUUUUGAUCAACUUUGCCUGCUGUUUUUCCAGGAAUGUUUUUGGUAUUCCUAUUUUUUGAUGUAAGAUAUUUAAAAGAAAAAAAGAAAAGAAAAGAAGACACAUUAAGUUGUGGCACAUUUGAUUUUCCAACGGCAUCUUUGGAAUGCCAUUAUUUCAGCAUGGAAGUACACAGAACUGUUUGGCAAACUAUUCCAUUAUUUCUGAAUUGUAUAUGAUUUCCUCUUUGAGGUUUGCGUUUCUUUUGAAAUGCUGCAUAUAUUUUUGAUUUGUCUGUCAAAUAAAUAGUCUGUAGCUGAA